Lasiosphaeria miniovina is the source of this 703-nucleotide messenger RNA. RefSeq lists its product as uncharacterized. Bases 367 to 702 code for a protein of 111 amino acids. Lineage: Eukaryota; Fungi; Ascomycota; Sordariomycetes; Sordariales; Lasiosphaeriaceae. The transcript has a single exon. The record is from RefSeq and is a predicted model, not a curated record.
GCUGCUCAAGCUGUAGUCGCUCCUGGGCCUGUAGCCGCUCUUGUGCCCGCUCUGCGGACGGUGUCCACGACUCGACUGCCAAAGAAGGAGGUGGAAGACCUGGAAGUCUUGGAUGGGCGUCGGCUGCGUGUUGAACCUCUCGUGGAGCGUCGUGAAGAGGUCGUGGGGUCUGUGCCCGGCCUUCCACGCCGACCACAGCCAUUCAGGAUGAAAGUUAUAGUCGUGAUUUGAAGAAAAGAAGCUUUCGUUUCGACCAGGGAAUGUUGGAUCGCAUACAGUCCCUGGGGUGGUAGGCUAAACCCAUCCGAGCUCCCAGACAGUCACUCAGGCAGCGGCAUUCUGGAUCUUCUCGUUCCUUUCAGCCACAUGUCUUGUUCUACCGACCACGACCACAUCUACGCCUACCUUGGCCUAGCAAACGACGUGUGCUCUCCGUUCACCAAUCUGUCUCCAGAACCACGCGAAAACCCAAUGGUCUUUGGUCGCAUCGCCGCUCGCCGUCAACCCCCACUGUCCACAGUGAAAAUAACCACCAUCCACGUCGACUACGACGAAGACGCGAUCCAUGUAUACGCAGACUUUGCAGAGCGAAUGCUCGAGCACAAGGACCAUCUCGAGUUACUUCAUUGCGCCGGCGCAUUUCGACCACACGCUUCUUCCUCUUCCAUAUCACGUCUGCACCAGACCUGGGCGCCGAACUAGA